Messenger RNA from Oryzias melastigma (Indian medaka), 3552 nucleotides. Its product is annotated as mucin-19. NCBI's taxonomy places the organism in Eukaryota, Metazoa, Chordata, Actinopteri, Beloniformes, Adrianichthyidae. The coding region runs from base 97 to 3258 and encodes 1053 amino acids. The transcript is spliced from 11 exons. The record is from RefSeq and is a predicted model, not a curated record.
CGGAGUCAUCGAGCGCGUGGAAAGGGCGAAUCUCAGAAACCUGCGUGGAUUUGGGACCACAAGAGCCUCUGAAAGUGAGAUGUCUCAACAUUGGAAAUGCAGCUCCACACGUACCUGUUGCUGUUUAUCAUCACAACAGAGAAAACUCUGGCCUCGUUGAACCAGCGCUGUGGUGGAAAUGUCAGUCUGGACCGAGAGCCUGUUGGCCGGGUCACCCUCACCUCACCCGGACUUUUUACUGACACCAGCCCCCCCGACUCCGUGAGUGACUCUGCGCUUUCCCUUUGCACCUGGGUGAUGGAGAUUCCUCCGGGGAAGAGGAUACUUCUAAAGGUGGAAACCGGCUCACAUUUGUCCCUUUGCUGCGCCUGGAACGAGGGUGAGCGGCGUUUGCAGAACGGGGAGGCGGUUCUGCUCUCUGGAUGUGACGGAGACAAAGCCAUCCUCAGAGGGUCAGGAUUCUCCUCUAACAUCGUCAGUCUGGUCUACUACGUCCAGGGAGGUGAACAGAGUGUCUCUGACGUCCACUCAACUCACCAAUCCGACCAGGAGACUGCUGGUUUGACUCAGACUGGACCCAUCUUCACCAGCACACCCACUGCUGCUCAAGAGGGGGUAAAAGACACAGAGGACCCCCUCUAUGAAGGACGUUUCAGGCCUCUGUCCGAGUCCAGCACCUCUUCUCCCUAUGGGAGGCUGCGGGGACGCCCUGUCGCUGGGAAUGCUGAUAGGGAAACUCUCUACCUUCCUGAGGAAAAAGCAAACAAUGGAGCGGAAACAUCUGGAGCUGCUCGUGAUACCAAAACACGCCCGUACUUUCAGGAUACGGUGAAGCCUAACGCCUCAACCGAAAGGGUUAACUCUUGGACUGAAAUGUCACAGAGCAGAGAAACCUUCUUCAGCUCUACGGCGCCCCUCACCGCUGAUACUGAAGCCUCUAAACACACACAAACAGACGAGACCGCCUCCCACUCCUCUCUUCGCGCAACCUCUUCUGAGAACCAGAUGCAGGAGGGCAAACCCACCAUAAUUGCACGUGGCGGUGCUGCUGGUGGGACACCUGGAGGUAAACAGUCUUUUUCCUGGAGAAGCCAGCGGAGUACAGACCAGCUCAACUUCCAUCCGACUUCCACCUCCGACCUCUUAAGAUCAUCCGCCGCACCUCCACACCGUGACUCAAGCAGUGCAAUCGCUGACACCGAACCCACUUCAUCAUUCUCCUCACCCACCGCCCACAUCCCAGAGCGCGGCGCUGAUGUUGGCGCUGCGGAGGCCGCUUCAGGUCGUCCACACGCAAACCGCAGUGACUCACUUGCAUCCUCAGCGUCUGCUGUCACCGAUCCGACUACAUCUGAGCUUAAAAGCACACGCGUGCUUACUCCUUUUGGUGCCACAAGCUCUCCAGAAAGCGCUGAGAGUCUGGAGUUUAGGUCGACACAAAGUGGGGACAGAGACACUCGAACAGAAAGUCCUCAAAAAAUGAUAGAUUUUCCACAUGUGAUCACAGAAAUGAUCUCCACUCUGCCUGACGGUAUGAAGGACGGACAGACUUCUGCUUUUACUGACUCUUUAUCUUCAACCAGAGCAGCACAAACCCAGAACUUGACUUUAGCAGAGCCCACAGGAGAGCAGCACAAACCGCCUGCUACUUACAUGGUGUUGCAUGACAGUUCGCCCACAGGUUGGUUGCUGUCCAGCGCGACCACAGACUCCUCAACACCUCCUUACACGCUCCAGCCACACUCUGAGCCUUCCGUUGACGAUCAAAGAGCUGUCAUCUCCUCUGUCAGUGAUUCCUACAUCCACACAGGCUUGAUGGAUCAGAGCCCUUCACCAUCCAGCUCUCACAAUCACCAGCUUGUGCCGACUUCCUCUAACAUCUCUCCUACGUAUGAACAAACCCAGCGUGUCGCUGCUUCUGCUUACACCACCACUACCCCACCUUCAAAAUCAGACUAUGGAGGGGUAAACAUAGAGGAAGAGUUCAGGUCAUCGUCUCCCACAGCUUCACAUCCCAGUCAGCAGAGCCGUUUCACUCUCACAGCCUCUGCUGGGACCUCCACACCCACCCAGAACUCCACCAGCAGUCCGAUGUUCUUCGUAGUGCCCAACCAGCCAGCAGCCAUCAGAGAGGACUCAGUCGAGCUGCUGCUACAGAUCAUCGUGGAAGAUGCUAAAUCAGCUUUUGCAGCUGGUUUGGAGGAAGACACAGCAGCCUGGAUGGAGCCGUAUCUGCAGAGAGCUCCGGGCUUCAGCAAACUGCUGGGAGUUUGGAGCAGUGGCCAUGCGGUGCAGAGUCUGCUGGCUUUUAACACCAGAGGGGCGCUGCAGUGGCUCAGCAUGACUGGAUCUACUUCACUGCUGGAACGCACAGGACUGGCUCAGGCUGUCCGUGAAGGGAAGACAUUCAGAUCAUCCAGGGUUACGAACAUCACACUUGGAGGACUUCAGGGGGAUGUGUGUAGCUGGUUACUGCAGUGCCCUGAAGGCUACAAAUGUGGGCCUCAGCCUGGCACAACAAACUACAGCUGCUCCUCUGUCUGCCACUUUGACCACUGCCACCACCAUGGCAUCUGCACACACCAUCCAGAUCAACUUCCCGUCUGUCGUUGUCUUGUAGGGGAUGACUUCUGGUAUAUGGGUCAAAGGUGUGACACCAAGAUGACUCGAGCGAGGCUUGCGGGGGCGUGUCUGGCCGUCUUGCUCAUCGCUGUGAUCGUCAUCGGCACGUUGGCCUACGUGGCUGUUCGGCGCUAUCGUGACAUUCUGAUCCAGGCCAAAGUGGACCAGACCCGUAGCAGCUAUCGCAGGUUCAACCAUUUUGACGAGCUGUCGGGUCGCUUCUGGCUGCGCUCGUGGGCGGGAUCUGCAGACUCUCUGGACAAUCUGGGCUUCACGCGCUCCGAUGAUCUGCUGCAUCUGCGGGCACGCGACCACCCCUGUUGUUUCCAUGACGACACGCUGUCCCUGCCUUCAACCUGUCCCAGUCAUGGAGCACACAUCAGCACCAUCUACCCACACAGCUCCCAGUAUGGUUGGCGGGGGAGUGGGGUGAGCGUGGGAGAUGGCGUGUUGGACUCAGGAAAAGCCAGUGACCUGUCUGUCUGUAGCUGGCCCGUAGAACCCAUUCACUGGACCCCAUUUCCGCUUCUGCAGCAGCUCGCUUCCCACAGGACUCCAGCAGUCCGGGUGUCACGUCCACGUUCCUACUGUGAAGGCAUGGAGCUGGUAGACAUGGGGAAAAGCUGGACAGCUUGAUCGCCUCGUGGAUUCAUUCAAUUUCAGCUCAAAUGUUUUGAAAGAACAAAUGAAAAACUGUUACUGUAUAUAAAUGUUCAAUUGUAUUUGUGUCCAUAUUUAUCUGAUGCUAAAGCAGUGUUACCGCUAUUAAAUGCUAGAUUUUUGAUGUCAAAACAUUUUUAUGUGUCAAGUAAAUUGAAAUAAAGGGAAAAAUAUGAAUUGUACUUUUGCUUGAACAUUGCAAUGAGGCUUUUUCUUGUUUGUAUGUGUUUAAAAAAAAAAAAAUAAAGAUUAUGAUUUUUAAGAGGAAAA